CCUUCCUUCCCCCUCAGUGGCUGCCUCGGCCGGAGGCGACUGUGGCGUCGAAUUGCUCCCCGCGGCGGCCGCCGCCGCCACCGCCGCCUCCCCCCGCCGCUCUCCGCGGUGAGAGCUCGGGCCGCCUAUGGCGGGUGUUGGGCUCUGAGGGCGAACGCGGAAGGAAGUUCGCUCUUGCCCCCGGCAUGGCGGGGCGGCGGGGUGGAGCGGCGGCUGGUCCCCUGGGGGAAGCGCUGCCGCCGCCGCCGCCGGCGUUGCUGUUGUCCCCGUGCUGCGCCGGGGGGGCGUCGUCGUCGUCGUCGGAGCCGGCCCGCGAGCUCUUCGAAGCCUGCCGGAACGGCGACGUGGAGCGCGUGAAGCGGCUGGUGAGGCCCGAGAACGUGAACAGCAGGGACACGGCCGGCAGGAAGUCCAGCCCCCUCCAUUUCGCCGCAGGUUUUGGUCGAAGGGAUGUAGUGGAAUAUUUGCUUCAGAGUGGUGGUAACGUUCAUGCACGAGACGAUGGGGGCCUCAUUCCACUUCAUAAUGCCUGUUCUUUUGGUCAUGCUGAAGUUGUCAAUCUUCUCUUGCGGCAUGGUGCAGAUCCUAACGCACGGGAUAAUUGGAACUACACUCCCCUUCAUGAAGCUGCCAUUAAGGGCAAAAUUGAUGUCUGCAUAGUACUGUUACAGCAUGGUGCUGAUCCAGCUAUCCGAAAUACAGAUGGAAGAACAGCAUUGGACUUGGCGGAUCCAUCAGCAAAAGCAGUGCUCUCAGGUGAAUACAAGAAAGAUGAACUCUUGGAAAGUGCCAGGAGUGGAAAUGAAGAAAAACUGAUGGCUCUUCUCACACCACUAAAUGUCAACUGUCAUGCAAGUGAUGGCCGAAAGUCAACUCCAUUACACUUGGCAGCUGGCUAUAACCGUGUUAAGAUUGUGCAGCUCCUGCUGCAGCAUGGAGCAGAUGUACAUGCUAAGGAUAAAGGAGAUCUUGUUCCUCUUCACAAUGCUUGCUCCUAUGGACAUUAUGAAGUAACAGAACUUCUUGUAAAGCAUGGAGCAUGUGUGAAUGCAAUGGAUCUGUGGCAGUUUACUCCUCUGCAUGAAGCAGCUUCUAAGAACAGAGUGGAAGUGUGUUCUCUCUUGCUGAGCUAUGGUGCUGAUCCUACACUGUUAAACUGCCAUAAUAAAAGUACAAUCGACUUGGCCCCAACACCUCAAUUAAAAGAACGAUUGGCAUAUGAAUUCAAAGGUCACUCACUGCUACAUGCUGCGAGGGAAUCUGAUGCAGCUCGUGUAAAAAAGCACCUUUCUCUUGAGACUGUAAAUUUCAAACAUCCCCAGACUCACGAAACUGCCUUGCACUGUGCUGCUGCAUCUCCAUAUCCUAAAAGAAAACAAAUCUGUGAACUGCUUUUAAGAAAAGGAGCCAACGUCAAUGAAAAGACAAAAGACUUCCUGACACCUCUCCAUGUGGCAGCAGAAAAAGGUCAUAAUGAUGUUGUUGAAGUAGUCAUGAAACAUGAAGCAAAGGUCAAUGCUUUGGAUAACCUUGGGCAGACAUCUCUGCAUAGAGCAGCACACUGUGGUCAUCUGCAGACCUGCCGCCUGUUGUUGAGCUCCGGGUGUGAUCCAUCAAUUGUGUCACUGCAGGGUUUCACAGCAUCUCAGAUGGGAAAUGAGAGUGUUCAGCAAUUAUUACAAGAAGGUGUCCCUUUAGGCAACUCGGAAGCAGAUCGGCAAUUGUUGGAAGCUGCAAAGGCAGGUGAUGUGGACACAGUAAAAAAGUUAUGUACGGUACAGAGCGUGAAUUGCCGGGAUAUUGAAGGCCGCCAGUCCACUCCACUUCACUUUGCAGCAGGAUACAACAGAGUAUCAGUGGUUGAGUAUCUUCUGCAGCAUGGUGCUGAUGUUCAUGCAAAAGACAAAGGAGGCCUUGUCCCUUUGCACAAUGCUUGUUCUUAUGGACACUAUGAAGUGGCUGAACUGCUGGUUAAACAUGGUGCAGUUGUCAAUGUAGCUGAUUUGUGGAAGUUCACUCCUUUACAUGAAGCUGCUGCAAAAGGGAAAUAUGAGAUUUGUAAGCUUCUGCUACAGCAUGGGGCUGACCCCACAAAGAAAAACAGAGAUGGAAACACACCAUUAGACCUUGUUAAAGAUGGUGACACAGAUAUUCAGGAUCUCCUUAGAGGAGAUGCAGCUUUGCUAGAUGCUGCGAAAAAGGGCUGCUUGGCUCGGGUGAAGAAAUUGUGCUCCCCUGAUAAUGUAAAUUGCCGUGAUACACAAGGCCGACACUCCACUCCACUCCACUUGGCAGCUGGUUACAACAAUUUGGAGGUUGCAGAAUAUCUGUUACAGCAUGGAGCUGAUGUAAAUGCACAAGAUAAAGGGGGUCUAAUUCCUCUACACAAUGCAGCAUCCUAUGGGCAUGUAGAUGUAGCAGCUUUACUUAUAAAGUAUAAUGCGUGUGUAAAUGCUACGGACAAAUGGGCUUUCACACCUUUGCAUGAAGCAGCCCAGAAAGGAAGGACACAGCUUUGUGCCUUAUUGUUGGCACAUGGAGCUGAUCCUACUCUGAAAAACCAGGAAGGACAAACGCCUUUAGACCUAGUCACCGCAGAUGAUGUUACUGCAUUAUUGACAGCUGCCAUGCCACCUUCCGCCUUGCCAUCUUGUUACAAGCCUCAGGUUAUAAAUGUAUCUCAAAACACAGCAUCUUCAGCAGAUUCACUUUCUUCAGUUCCAUCUAGCCCUUGUAAUCUGUCCGCUGCCAGUAGCCUUGACAACUUGUCUGGUAGCUUCUCUGAACUUUCAGUUGUUAGUACAAGUAGUGCUGAUGGGGCCACUGGUUUGGAGAAGAAGGAAGUUUCAGGUGUUGAUUUUAGCAUAAAUCAAUUUGUGAGAAAUCUUGGACUUGAACAUCUAAUUGACGUAUUUGAGAGAGAGCAGAUAACAUUAGAUGUACUGGUUGAAAUGGGGCACAAAGAAUUAAAGGAAAUUGGUAUUAACGCUUAUGGGCACAGACACAAAAUAAUUAAGGGAGUUGAAAGACUAAUCUCAGGACAACAAGGUCUUAACCCCUACCUAGCUUUGAAUACUUCAGGUAGUGGAACAAUCCUCAUAGACCUAUCCCCUGAUGAUAAAGAGUUUCAGUCAGUGGAAGAAGAGAUGCAGAGCACUGUUCGAGAGCACAGAGAUGGUGGACAUGCCGGCGGGGUUUUCAACAGAUACAACAUUCUAAAGAUACAAAAAGUAUGUAACAAAAAGCUCUGGGAAAGAUACACUCACAGGAGGAAAGAAGUUUCUGAAGAGAAUCAUAAUCAUGCUAAUGAAAGGAUGUUGUUCCAUGGCUCCCCUUUUGUGAAUGCAAUUAUUCAUAAAGGUUUUGACGAGAGGCAUGCAUACAUAGGCGGAAUGUUUGGAGCAGGAAUUUAUUUUGCUGAAAAUUCCUCCAAAAGCAACCAGUAUGUGUAUGAUGGUGGUGGCACUGGUUGCCCAAUUCACAAAGACAGAUCUUGUUAUGUCUGCCAUAGGCAGUUGCUGUUUUCUGUUACAUUGGGCAAGUCUUUUCUACAGUUCAGUGCAAUGAAAUGGCUCAUUCCUCCUCCAGGACAACCAUUCAGUUACUGGCGGCCUAGUGUAAAUGGACUAGCUUUAGCAGAAUAUGUCAUUUACAGAGGAGAGCAGGUAGUGUAUUUUUAGUUUCACUUUCCAAACACGGUUUUCCUUAAAUUUGAAGGUUUGUAUUCAUAGGCAC
This is a messenger RNA of Lacerta agilis (Sand lizard), 3735 nucleotides long. RefSeq names its product tankyrase 2 (gene TNKS2). NCBI's taxonomy places the organism in Eukaryota, Metazoa, Chordata, Lepidosauria, Squamata, Lacertidae. The record is from RefSeq and is a predicted model, not a curated record. Gene Ontology annotation, molecular function: protein binding; NAD+ poly-ADP-ribosyltransferase activity.